AUGGCCAUCGCGCUGGCAUCCGGGCGAAAGGUUCGCAAGUUGCUCAUGAAAACCUUCAAAGAUGCUACCAGUCCAGAGCAUUUGGCCUACAUCGGCACCCACGACGACGAGGAGACCCUGCGAUUCCACGCAGACCUUUUCUUGAAUGCCAUCUCCAGCAUCGCCGAGAUCGAUGACUACCACCAUAGCUGCCAUAGCUUCCCGUGGAGGAUCAUUUGUAUCCUGUCAGACCCGCUCCGCUUCGAGACGAUGGACGACAUGAGGCAGGAGUGGGGCUUCGUGGUAGGCUUCGUGGAUUGUCUUAAAGCCACCCACGUCUUGCACAAGAUGUUGCAGCACACACGGUACCAGUUUUACCGAGAUGCUUUUAUCAAAGCCGAGUUCUUUGACUUCGAUGCCGCUCGGCUGGCCGAGAAGUGCAGUCUCCCGUUCAGGAAAACCGCAGAAGCAAUGGCGGGCCUCACCUCGCAGGAGAGCAGUCCAAUGUUGACAUCGUUGGCAAGCGAGCUAGCAUUCAACGAUUUGAGGGAUGCAUCCAAAAGACACUGCAAAGCAGAGCGGGCCAAUGGUGCCAAUCUUCAUGCUGUCGCAAUCAAGUCGGCAGAGACAAGAAGCGGUGGUUCCGCUACGAUCCCUUUGGACGACAGCGACUGGGCUGCCGACUUCAAGGGGCAAACAGUGAAAGCCAGAGUCCACAGUGCCCUGCGAGCAACAGACAAAGAGUUGGGAGUGUCAUGCGAAGGCCUGACACGACACCGUGUCAAUCACUGCUACACAAAACCACAUGUCUUUUGCCAGCGCUUGAGACUCCUCAAAGUCCUCAAGAACGAAUGGCAGCGACUCCAAGGCAGUUCGGAAGACAAGCACGACAAACUGCUGCUGAAGUGCAAAGAGACAUGGACGAGCAAGGUCAUUCCACUGCACGCAUUCGUGCAAUGGAAAAGCGAACCAGAUGAGGUGAAGAGAGCCCUCGUGCUCUCUGCAGGCCCUUUUGCGCUCAGACUCCUUCCCCUGCAGCUCCUGGAAGGCACAGACCCGCCUGCUUUCGCUGCAGAUCUCAAACACUUCUCGAGAGACGAGACGCUGGUGGGACCUUUGGACGGGGUGGAGGUGGCCUUGACCAGGCCCGCUUUGAUGCCCGACUCGACACUGGCAUGGGUGCAUGCUACGGACUGGAUGUCGCUCACUUAUUACGUCGCCCACCAUGCCAUCCUCGAGACCCCGGCAGGGAUUUUGACUUCCAUUUGCUCUUUCAUGAAGCUCCGAGGGCAUGGCAAACUGAACCACAAGAAGCGAGUCGAGUUGUUCUUGAAAGAGAUGCAAGUUGAUGCACAAAGGAUCCAAGAAGUUUUGGACGAGCUUCCCGAACACGAACCGAAAAAACGCAAGGAGGAGACACCCUAG
Symbiodinium sp. CCMP2592 is the source of this 1404-nucleotide messenger RNA. The record is from the annotation of a GenBank genome assembly. NCBI's taxonomy places the organism in Eukaryota, Dinophyceae, Suessiales, Symbiodiniaceae.